ACCGACGCUAUUUUCGAAAAUUUCAGCAUUGUGAAUUUUACAAACACAGCUGCCUCGAUGGGAAAAAUUGCAUUAUUUUCAUAAUCUUAUGAUCUCAGAGGCUUCCGCAUCAAGUCACGACUAUGGAGAAUGACUUCGAAACGGUAAUGAACGUGUAGAUUAGUCCGUGUUUAGUUGAAAAUGUUUCCUUGCAAUUGUUGGGUAAUGGUUUAAUAUAGUUUAUAACUUUAUAGUUUUAAUAUAAAUAUUAAAUAUAUCGAUAUGAUAUUCAGCUUAGAAAGUCACGAAAUGAUUCUAUCAUUGCUAUGUCACAAAGCUAGUUUUAGUUUGAUAUUCUCUUUUGUAACAGCUCUCAUAACUACAUAAAACAACGCAGUCUGUUGAACAUUAUUCCGUCUUUUGCGUCUAAUCAUGAACAACUGCAGUGUACUGAGUGUGUAGUCUCUUCAAACUUAGAGGAUUUGAAAGGUUUUAUUCUGAAUAGUUAACCUGUUAAAAAAGCUUCAAAUGCUUGUUACAAGUUGGAGUACUUCAUUCUUACGCUACCAUGGGUGUCACCAAAUUGUGUGAACACAUCAAUAAUUUGUAUUGUGUUGACGCCCACAAACAUUGACAACCACCUAUUUUUGUGUGUUUAUACAUGCCAGUCUGGUUCUUAGUGACAAUUACCCUAUGAUUCUAGUAUUCUGAAAGGCUACCUCAGUCAGCUUCCAUGAGGGCCAGCCUGAGAUCGACGUCAUCAUUCCCAGGAAUCAAUGGUUCUUUUGGCUCGUACUAUCGAUAUCCUGAGGACGAAGGAGGCAAGGAAGAUCGGAAACAUAAAUCAGAAGUAAAUACUUUUCCAGAAGAUAAUAACAGAGGUAGGAAUCCUGAUGAUGUGCACAGAAUGAUGAUAUAAUAACUUGAAAAUAUCAACAUACUGACAAUAUAAUUAGUCAACAUAUUUCUUGCAAUCAAUGCUGUUAAUAUAAAAAUCUGCUAUCCUGUAAUGUUUAAUGAAACUCAAUACCAGCAAUAGGGUGUACAGCACAUUAGUUAAAAAUCACCGCAACAACCCCCAAAUAACUGUACUCUUUCUUGCAUAUGUUUUCUUGCAUUUUUAUGUACCCUAUGUUUACCUAUUUUUUCAUUCAGCAUCAUCCAACUUGUUGGGAUUACUGGUAUUGGGCUGUCAAUUUCCUGCGCGUAAUGCAAAAUGACUGAAAAACAGCAAACUUCGCAAGGCUAUAUUAUCCGCAUUUUACAACAUUUCGCAACGAAACUUUGGAAUAUUACUAAUUUUGUGAUGCUCAUUUUAUAUUCUCUCCAGCUGUUGUUACAGCACUGAAAAGCCUUCAGGAAAAGAUACGUAAACUAGAAUUGGACCGCAGUCAUGCGAAGGCAAAUCUUGAGCAGCUGUCAUCUGAAGCAAAACAAUACCAAGAAAAACUGGAGGAAGAAAGAAGACAAACAACACCUAGAAGUCAACCAACUUCACCUUCAGGUAUCCACAUUACUCUUCUCAAAAAAUAUUGAGUUAAAUGUGUCUCAAGGAAGGUUGAUCUUUUAUUUGAUAGUUGAUUAAACCAAACCAAAUGAUCAUUUUCUAAUUUUUCACAUAUUUGAAUAACAUCACAGUGACAUCAUGGAUCUAUUCACCUCCUCAACUACGUUCUGAUUUCUGCAAUAUGCAGUUGCUUGAUCAGAAUUUCACCUCAGUCACAGAGCUUUUGUUUAAUUUCUUGCCAAUAUGGCAGGUUUCUGGGUAGAUCAGAUUCUUGCUGUAGCUAUCAAUAAGGUGUGACUCUCAAUAAAGUAUAGCCCUCAAGGUACAACACUGGAUCAAUAAGGUAUGGCCCUUACUGGACCUCUUGGGAGAACAGUUUGGAAGUGAUAGAGCUAUUAUAAAUGAAAAAAGAUGUUUAGGUACAGUACUUAGAAGCUUGGAAAGCACUAUAAAAUGUCAACAGGUGAAACAAGUACUUUGAAAUAAACUGUUUUACUUCUAAUACUGACAGUAAUGCUUUUGAUAUCAAACUGCUGUAAAUUUUAUAUGUAUAUACUCGAUUAAAGGCACAGUUCAGCCUGUUGAACGAUGGUUUUUAAGUCGCAUUUCAGCCCUUUUAAUUGAAAAAACUAACUAGGAAAAUCAAUUAAGCAUAAUUCAAAAUCAGUAAACUCGACGUUUUUAACAAUAUAAAUGUUUUAAAAUGUUAAAAACAUGAAGUUUGGUGAUCUUGAAUUAUGCUUAAUUGAUUUUCCUAGUUAGUUUUUUCAAUUAAAAGGGCUGAAAUGCGACUUAAAAACCAUCGUUCAACAGGCUGAACUGUGCCUUUAAGGCCCGUUUACACUUGCAAUUUGUGCUGCGGUUUUAGGUGCGAUUUUCGUCUUCUGAUAGAUGUGAACGAGUGGAUAAGUUAUGGUUAUUCAGAUGAGGAUACAUCAAUGGGAUACAUGUACUCAGAACAUUCAUAACUCAUCUACUCGUUCACAUGCAUCAGAAGACGAAAAUCCUACUAGAAAUGUCAGCAAAAAUUGCAAGUGUAAAUGGACCUUUAUACUACUAUGAUUAGUUGAAGUGAAUAAUAACCUGGCCACAGCCGAAGCCAAGUGUAAUUUGUUGGAAAGACAACUGGAAUACAUGCGCAAGAUGUUACAGUCAGCCGAAGUCGAUCGCAACGAUGCAAUUCAACGGUCAACAACGUUAGCACAACAAGCUGCGAAACAAGCAUCACAGCAUGUACAGAGCAAACUUGAGAAGAUUUCUGGAUUGGAGAGACAACACAUUCAAUUGAAUGCAGCUCAGAAUGUGGCCGAGGUAAUGCAGUGUUUCACAGAAAUGUUUGGUGGCGAAUUCAGUCAUUGAAAAGCAUCACGCUUCAUGUAGCCUGCGAACAGUCUACAACAGAAAUUUCUGCUGUACGAGAAGGGAAAUCUGUCUAUCUCAUUUAUUCUGCAAUUUUAUUUGCUUCUUAGAGUAAAAUUCGCGAACUUGAAGAAAAACUACAGGAAGAAAGACAUAAACGAAAAUUGAUCGAAGAUAAAACUGCCGAGGUACAAUACACAUAUUCAACAUAUGUAAAAAUGAGAAUACCGUGAUUAUUAUCGUUCAUUUAUAAAUGCAUUUUCCCAAACUUUUAGCUUGCUACCUCAGCGGAGACGAACAGAAUUCUCAUGGGAAUGGCCACCGCUUCAUCAUCUGAACCUAAAAAAGUUAAAAAGAAGAAAAAAGUGAGACGAUUUUCCUGUUCAAUAAAAUUCACCUGAGACUGAGAUUAACCCUUUAAGUGGCAAUGCGCCCAGAUGCGCCCUACUUUAUUAUUUUACUUUGUCUAACGCCAGACGAUUUUACUCGUCAGGGGGAGAGUGCUGCUACUCAGUGGGUUAACACUGUUGUAACUCGCCUCUGUGGUAACUUGAAUGAAAAAUUGGCAUAAUAUUCCACGCGUUACCUUUCAUAUAUAGAUAAAACGAGCAGCAGCAACAACGACACACAUUCAACCUCAAAGUCAUUACAGAGUGAACAUGGGUAGUAUCCCGUUCAUCGCAGGCACUGUAAGUAUAUAUACCACUGAAAACAUUAAGUAAACCUUACUGUAUUUAUAUAUACUGGAUGGCUCCAUCAGUCAAUUUAUACACGUCCAGUAUUGUCCAAUGUUACUACAGGAGAAAACUCGAGUAUAUCUGGAGAAGAUCUGCGAUGUUUGGUCGAGUCAACCUAUUGAUAUUCCCAUAUAUAAUAGGGAGUUUAAGUUCGAAUUUUGUUGGCAGAAUUUUUGCUUAAUUUCUUCGCUUCAUCUUCUCGUUCUUAUCUCAAAAGAAUCAUCAUACAUUAAGUUUUAAAAUAGCAAGUUGAUUCCCAUUUAUUACCUUGUAAAGCGAAAAUUAUUAACCCCCCCCCCCUGGCGUUUGGCGUUUGAACGCGAAGCUUAAACUCCUUACUGGGUGACAACGGCUGGGUGAAGUCACAGACUCUACUAACCAUUGUGACCACUGUCACCAACAAGUAUCGUUUUAUAUAUAGUGUGUUCAUCACUUUCAAUUUUUUCUUUGUUUUGUAGUCUACAUCAAAGUCGCACAAUGUUGGUGCUAAUAUCCAAGGAGCUCUAUCAUUAUUAAAGACUCACAAUCCAGUGUUGUGUAAUGCCGCGACGAAAACUCGUCGCAAGUAUUGCCGUACCAGUUCCCUUCCCUCGGACUCGGACCACGCCGCUGACGUGACCGAAGUACUGCUUGGCUUACAAGAUGAGUUUGGCAACAUGGGAUUGUAAGUACUACACAUUUUAUGUUGUUGUAUUGUAUACUAAUGCGCCGAAUGACGAAAGUUCUUGUUCCAGAUUUUUAGACCUCGCUGGUUGUAUCGAACCUCUGGGAAGAACAGUUUAGUUCGAUGUCAGGUCGGUUCGGUCUAGCAAGUGAUCUAAAAAAAUUAUUUUCCUUUCUUAGCGAACAUAAAGAACUGCUAAAACAAAUCCAGGAUACAGAGGACGAGCGAUUACGUGGGGACCUGGAACGAGAGCUCGAUCAACUUGUCGCACGAAUGGAAACGAAAGGCGAACAAAUCGCGACGUUGAAACAACAUCAAGCACGCUUAACACGCUCCGGAAAACGAAAAAAGAAACGGCCCACGUCCGCAAACGGCGUACGCGAAACGAAAUCUCUGUCCGUGAGAGGUGGAGAGGUCGAAGUCGUCACAACGGUGAAGGCGAAAAGUUUACCGCGAAAUCUUGAGCGCGCAAAAUCCUCGAAUCCUGCAAGACAGAAUUUAGACGUUUUACAAAGUAUGCGAAAGCUUCAGACGUCUCUAAGAAAGGACGAUCUGAGUUGGGAUUAACUUUAGGGGAAUGUGAACUAAUAUAUAUAUAUAACACAAAAACAUUAUAAAUUAUAAUAACAUACAAAGAUGUAAAUAUAAAUUAUUGAAAAGACAUUCGUACGCUGAAAAGAACGUGUAAAAACCUGGGGAGGGUUUAUUUUGGGUAAUAUCUAUAUGUAAAUUAUGACAUAUUAAUAAAAUGAUGAAAUAGGAGGGUGAGUAUGCCUUUCAUUGAUGGUACAGUGGUAUGUAUACAGACAUUUUACCU
This is a messenger RNA of Paramuricea clavata, 5063 nucleotides long. The record is from the annotation of a GenBank genome assembly. NCBI's taxonomy places the organism in Eukaryota, Metazoa, Cnidaria, Anthozoa, Malacalcyonacea, Plexauridae.